AUGGACGGCCGCCUGCUCGAGGCCGUGCGAGAGAAUACCAGGUUGAAAGACAUCCGCCUACUGGUUGAGGACGAGGCAGACCCAUACGAUCUCAUGGCGACAGAUAGCUACUAUAAGACGGCCCUCCAGUGCGCCCUCGAGAUGCGAAACAGCGCAGUAUGUGCAUACCUGGCCGGCCGGAUGCUUGAGCAGGGCCGCCGUCUGCCCGUCGUGCUACCGCCAGCGGUGGUUGACUGGGCCAGGAGGGAGCCCUGGUUCCCUACGCUGGAGCUGGCAUUAUCCGGCGGCUGGGACAGCAGCUGGAGCAGGACGACUAGCCUAACGAAGAAGAGCUAUGACGCGCUCCUGGCGUGGCUGGCGGCGGGGCUAAAGCUGCCAGAGACCAUCACCGCACGCAUCCUGGACGAGGCCGAGUUCUGGGUGGCCGUCUCUGUGAGGCGGGAGAGAGAGCUCUAUUUCGACGAGAACAGCAGGAUCAGGCCGUACGUCGAGGUCGAGUGCCCGGCGCUGCAAGGAUACCUACGCCGAAUAGACGUCCUGACCGUCUCGCACGACCAAGGAUGGAGCUCGGAGGGCGUGAACGACUCGUACGGGGGAUCCUACACCUGGUUUGACAUCGGGGUCCUUCGAGGCGGCGAUGGCGCAGAAGUAGAAGAGAGCCUGGUGCUGCAGGCGAACGUCGGCGCCCAGAGGCAGACCCGGGUUCACUAUAACCAGAUCCGCGCUCGAGACGCACGGCUGGCUGCCUGGAUGGCCGCCGUCGGGCCCGGGGACCGCCUGGCCGUCGUUCCGCGGGCACUCUACCCGGGCUGGGUCAACUACGUCGAGUGUAUCGAGAUGAAGCUGUGGUAUGCCCACUGGCACGUCUAG
Nannizzia gypsea CBS 118893 is the source of this 870-nucleotide messenger RNA. RefSeq lists its product as hypothetical. NCBI's taxonomy places the organism in Eukaryota, Fungi, Ascomycota, Eurotiomycetes, Onygenales, Arthrodermataceae. The coding region runs from base 1 to 870 and encodes 289 amino acids. The record is from RefSeq and is a predicted model, not a curated record. The transcript is spliced from 2 exons.